AUACAAAUAUAAACCAAAAUGGCGAACGAUCAAGAUGCUUACUGAUCGCUCUCAAUCGACGUCGAGUCAAUAAGAAAUACUCACUGAAGUGUUUCGUUGCAGCGGCCGAGUGUGGAGUUGGGCGUGAACGGAGCUCGCGUUUGUCGCAAAACGGGGCGAGCGUCAAGGAAGCGGACAUUGGUUUGCGCGGGAGUUUCUCGACGCGUGUGAUGACCCGAAGUGCGUCGUGGGUUUAGAACUCGCACGGCGUGGAAAGCAAGUCGGGACAGUCGGGGGUUCUUCCAAAACUUGACGAUGAGUGCCCGAGUGUUCAACCCAGCGGUCAUGUCUCAGCUGCGGAAGGACGGCCACUCGCCGAGCGGGCCCGCGGGGCAGCUGCAGCGCGUCAGGAGGGACUUGUUCGGGCCCGUCGACCACGCAGACGUGGAGGAGGUGGUGCGGCGCGAACUGAGCGCCCAGCAGGCGCGCGACGCAGACCGCUGGGGCUUCGACUUCGGGCGCGGGUCGCCGCGGAGGCAGGGCCCCGGCACCUCGCGCUGGGUCUGGAAGAAGGUUCUGCCGGGAGAGCAGGUCGCUCUGCCGUACGCGCACCGCCGCCUCUCGUACCUCAACACGGCCGCCGAUAAGUCGCCCGAGCAGACCGCCACCACGUCGGAGCCCGCCGCCGCUCUGGACAACAACAACAAGCAGUCGCACAUCACAGAUUACAUGAAGGCCAAGAAGCGACCUUGCAGCGGGGACUCCAAACCUGCUACUGCAGCCACUGAGCAGCCUCCGCCCAAGCAAGCCAAGACAAGCAGCUAGGGCGAUGGCUCCAAACACAACAGAAGAAUAAAACAGAUCUCCAAUAAAUUUGUACAAUCAUAUAAAUAUAUAUUAUGUUAGAAAAAUUAAUGAAUUAUAAUUGGUUGUAGAUAUGUGUAAGUAAUUUAUUUUUUGAUGUCUCAAAUAUUUUUUUUUUUUGGAUGUUCUCGCAAGAAGUUAAGAUUUCUUUUGAUCUCCAAAAAUCACCAAUUAAAAUACCUCUCAAAUUUAGUUAUGCAGACAUAUUGUUUUUUUUUAUUUCUGAACUUGUCUGUUGUGUGUUAUUUAUUGGUGUUUCUCACUUGUUGGAUCAUCAUGUAAUUGUGAUAUGUCAUUUGGAAAGUCCAACAAAAUAUAGUUCAAAAAUGUAAAGAAAUUCCUGGUAGUAUAUUUGCAAAGAUUUUUUUAGUAUAUUUUUUAUAGUAUAUAGUAGGGUAGGCCCUAUGCUUUUUGGCAUGAAUUUUUUUUACUUGGUAUGACACAAACAUAAUUCAUGAAAUAUCAAUAACUAAAAUAAAUUAAAGAUAUAAAUUUAUGAUCUCUUCCUCAAGAUUGUUACAAAUUAAAUUUUUAAGAAUGUUGCAUGGUUUGUCAAGUUACCAGCAAGUUCACAGUGUUAAAAUCUGAGAAAUGUUUUUAUAGCAUUUUUAUUGCUCGUCCUCUGUUGCAGCAAUGUGUCUUCAGAGUAACAUUUUUUACUAGAUGGCAUUAUAGACCUGAAGAGUUGGCACUGCUGGUAGGGAAGGGAAGAUUGAGAGAGAAAAGUAAAUCUUGAUAAAUCGAGGACUUCUGCCAUUAUGAAAAUGUUGACGUGACAUCACAGUGCUGGUCAUUGAAGUCCAUGACAGUUUUUGUUUGUGUGUAGCUUGACGAGAUAAAGAUGUGAUUAGAAAUAAAUGUUGAUGGUUUAUAACAUUUGCUGUAUGGUGUUUGUGUGUGUGUGUGUGUGUGUCUGUAGAUAUUGCUGAUAACAGGAAGUUUCACAUUAUUUUCUUCUCUUAGUUCUGCAUUGAGGUCAUAGUUUAGACCAGCUAACAUUGGUUCAUGUUGUUUGUGUGUUGGUAUAGGAGCUAGUUUCAUUUCUUACCCUAAGCACCAUAUUAGCCUAGCAUAUGAGAAAUUCUUUCAUAGCAUCAGUUCAUGAGCCAUUGAAAAACUACAAAUGUGUUUACAAAGUAUGGAUAUUAACAAAGUUUGCUCAUUUUUAUCAGUAUUGUAAACAUAUAUAAUUUACGUAGCUUAUUUUGUGGUUCAAAUUGCAUUUUCACUGAAUGUUUUUGCUACGACUAUAUGAAAUAUGCAGGAAAUGUUUUUGCUUAGCAAAAUCAUUUUAGCUAUUCAUAGCGAAACUAUUUUAGCUUUGCUUAGCAAAUUAAUUUUUGCUUUGCUCAGCGAAAUAUUUUUUUGCUUUUCAUGGGGCAUAAUCGAGACAUGUUCUGCACAGGAGCGGUGACAAGUUAAUGUAUUUUAUCGUCUGCCGUGUGAAUACGUGUUUCAAGUAGUGUUUUGAUGUUGUUAUUGUGUGAUUCAUGUUGCAUGGCAGUGUUUUGAGAUGGAUUGACCAAUUAGUUCUACCAUUGCGCUGGGAAUUACUUUCAAAGUUAUUAAUAUUGUAUCUAGCAGCGGAUCCCUGAUUGACUUCUGGGGGGAGGGGGGCUAGCGUAGUAACUGUUAAUUAUUUCAGAAGUCACAUUAUCCAUGCAUAUUUUACCCUUCUGAGGCGGAAAAGCAUGCCCCCUCCCUCUGGUUCCGCCCCAGGUUGUAUGUAUCAUUAGUGUUUGUGUUGUAGAAUCAUCUAAAAGAAAGCUAUUUUGUAGAAAAUAAGAUAUUUUUGUGUGAGUAUGUGUGUAAUCCAAAGAGAAAUUUGAAGUACAAAAGAAGUUUUUGAUUUCAAAAUCACUAAAUGUCUUUUGAUAAUAUUGAGAGUACUGUUUGCAGCACUUGACAUUACUAGUAUAACAGCUUAAUUUAUUGGCAGUAGCCGGCAGCUUAUGGUGGCUUUCGUCGUAACUUUCAAAGCCUUGGGCUCUGCGAUAGACAUGUUUGUAUGAUCUCAUUUGUUCAAGCCAGUAACUUGUGUUUUAUUAAGCAGUGUACGUUUCACUAAGCAAUUAACAAUUUGCCAGUGAUUUAUAAAAUGUAUACUGUAAUGAAUGAUCCCAACGAUCCUACAUCACAUAUCUUAUAAAAUAAAAUAAAAAAGUGUUUAUUAAAUUUUGUCUCAAAUUUGGGAUGUUGACUUUUACACAUCCCUUUUUAUUGUUCUGCAGUACGAUAAAUUUGUGCUAUGUAGGGUUCUCAGGUAUGAAGCAUUUUGCAAACAUUCUAUUGUAGAGUGAAAUGUUGAACUGAAUUUUAUUUGCUGGAUAUGAAAACAGAUUUCAAUGCAACCACUGGAACUGCAUCACUGAUAACUAACAGGGUGAUAUCUAAUGAAAGGAAUUGGUAUGUUCUGCUAUGGAGUCAUUUGCUUUAGGUUGCAAUUCAAAAUAUUCCCAUUGCUUCCUUAUAUUCAAAAUAAAAUCAUUUCAUUACUUAAUUACAACGCUUUUUUUUAAUAUUUCUUUAUUGUUACUAGUUUACAUUAAUGAACCAAUUGAUAGGCACAUUGCACACACAAAAUUAAAUUCUUCAAAAUUUUAAAAUGAAGUGCAACUGUAAAUUUUUUGUGCUUUAUAGUUUGCCAUCUUUGUAAAAGAGCCUUACUUCUUUUACUUAUCGCUUUAUAGAUAUUUUACGGCCAUAUUUUUGAGGUAGCUGCAUUAUGCAUUCAGUAGCCUAAGAUUCCAGCGACCUCAAGUUACAUGCCCAAACAUGUAUUUUCUAAGUUUUAAAAUCUUUUUUGCAGGUCUAGGUGAUCAUAUCUAAAUUGAAGGGUUGUCAGCCACAUUUAUACGUAAAACCAUUUUUAUCUUUCCUGAAACCAAAAUUUCAAAGUUGCGCGAAUUCAGAUUUUUCUGGCUUGUUACAAACAGUGUGUGGAUCUUAGGUUUUCCUUUUGAUUUUAAAGAUAAGUAUCUUUGCUAUGUUGGUGAAUAGCAUCUGUAUUGAUCGAGGCAUUUAGUACACCAAAUUGUAUUUUCCCGUGUCUAAGGACAAAAUUAUGUGGUUUUUGGGUGGUUUUACUUUUCAUGUGACGUGCCGAUUGGGAAUUUGUUUUAUCUUUGUGACUCCGGCUAAACUAAUUAAUACAACUUUGAUUUGUCCAGAGCUGAAUGAAUGACAGUACUGCAAGAUCUCUACAAAGUGUGCAUCGGUACUCUUAUACUCUUGAUGCCUAAAUUGUAUCCUCAGGCAAAUAUAGUUUCACUCAUGCAUAAAUUGUGUAUAAAAUUUAUAUAAUUAAUAUUAAUAUAAUGUUUCUAACACCUGUGAUGUAUUAAAUAUUGAUCUCAUUUGUAUAUUUUUUCCAUUGUAUGUAAAGGUGUCUAUAGUGUUAAGAUGCUAUAUUGGUAUUGCAAUUGCAUAUGAUUUAAGUUGAUGUAAACUUUGUUGUAGAGAAGUGACAGAGUAUAGAUUAUAUAUCAAGAGGCAAAAAAUAAAGGAGAGCUUCAUUUGUUGAAUUAAA
Molecule: messenger RNA, 4372 nt
Organism: Bacillus rossius redtenbacheri
Lineage: Eukaryota; Metazoa; Arthropoda; Insecta; Phasmatodea; Bacillidae
Gene: dap
Exons: 3
Coding region: 295-804 (169 amino acids)
Biological process (GO): regulation of cell cycle
Cellular component (GO): nucleus
Molecular function (GO): cyclin-dependent protein serine/threonine kinase inhibitor activity
Source: RefSeq, a predicted model, not a curated record